UUUUUGAAAAAAUGAGGACCAGAGAUAGAAAAACAAAGGGAGGGAAUGCACAAGCAACCUCUCUUCUUUGGAUCUCUAGAACCUCAUUACAACUCUUUUUUUUUCUGUUCUUUUCUCCUCUCUCCUCUCUUUUCUUCUGAUAUAUUUCUUCCAACAUUGUGUUGUUUGCAUCUGAUUAUUUCUACCCUCUCUAUAUCUGUAUAUGUUCAUUCUUUCCAGGGCUGUUGAAUCUUGAAAUUCAUAGGUUGUGAAGUUCCUUUUUUCGGAGAAAAUAUACGACUAAUCCUCUGUUAAAUUAUGAACCCGGUCAGAACUCAUUCUUCUCCGGAUUUACCUACGACGUACCAGUAUGAUGAUUCUGCUUUAGAAGGUGUUGCAGCAAAUGUUAAGUUAUUGUUGAAGCUUAUCCAAGAUCAUAAACAUGCCUGCAAUAAGGGGCAAAAGGAUAGCCGGAGGAUGCUACGGGUAGCUGGAAUGAUGACAGUUUUGGAUAAUGUCAGAACCCGAAUUCAAAAAUGCCAAUCAUUUGGCAAUAAAAGAUCAGAAGCAGAGUUGAAACGGUGUAUGAGCGAUGUUAAACUUAAUCGUAUGGUCUUAAAAGAUAAGAAGCCAGUUGAUGAUGAGAAGGCAGAAUUGAUUAAACAACUGAGCGCAAGCUUGGCAGCCCAAAAGAGCUUACAAUUAAUGUGUUCAAGCUUAGGACAAGAAAAGGAAAUAAUGGUAAAAGAACUAGCAAGGAAAAACUCUGAAUUGAGUGAUCUGGAGGAACAUAUUAACGACCUCAGAACACAAAACAAUUCGCUAUUGGAGAAAGUGAAGGGAUUUGCCCCAGGACACAAUGAGAAAGCUAGCGAAGGGAUAAAGGAAUUGCAAGGAAAUGUAGACCUCCAAGAACAGAACAAGGUACUAUCCCAACAACUACUGAAGUCACUAGAAGGUUAUCGGUACAUGAAGAGGAAACUACGAGAUUCACAAGAAGAAACUCUACAGUUGCGUGCAACAAUGGAGGAAGUAUCAGAAAAAACUGGAGCGGGCCUUCAGCUGGUUUGUGAAUUGAAAAAACAGAAUGAUAGAGAGAGUAAUACAGUAGUAGAAUUGGAGAAUGUGUUCCAAUCUUUGCAAGUGAUGGUGGCGAAACAUGGUAAGAAGAGAGAGUAACAUAGGAUCAAAGGUAUUAUUGUAUAAAUAUUAUUCCGAUUUCUGGCCCCAGUAUAUGGGGAAAUGUGUAUGAAAGGGGAAUUAGUUGUAAGGUCACUGUAGUAGUAUGUAGAAGAUGUUGUCCUGUGUUUUUUUGUAUAAUUUUGUAGAGUAAUUUACUGCCGCCAAACUAUUACUGUGUAA
Messenger RNA from Daucus carota subsp. sativus, 1341 nucleotides. RefSeq lists its product as uncharacterized. The transcript has 2 exons. The record is from RefSeq and is a predicted model, not a curated record. NCBI's taxonomy places the organism in Eukaryota, Viridiplantae, Streptophyta, Magnoliopsida, Apiales, Apiaceae. The coding region runs from base 298 to 1158 and encodes 286 amino acids.